CAAAGCAUGUCUCCAAAAAACUACCCUCAUCUCCCUUCACUAAUCCCUCCAAGCACACCAUAAACAACAGGAUACCAAUGAAAUACGCAAUAACUAUCACAGCGCUUCUCUCGCUGGCAUACACGGGCACAUCCGCCUGCGUCUCAGGCACGUACCGGUGCGCACAGAAAAGCGGGCUGGCCGCGCAAUUCCUGCAGUGCGCCAACGGCAGCGAAAUUUCCAUGAUGUGCGGGCCCGGCACAGUCUGCUACUCGCAGGGAAACAGCAUUAUGUGCGGGUUUCCCGUAGACACGGCAAGCGAGCCGGCCACCGAUAAGGGGCUGGUGGCGGGCGCACAGUGCCAGGCAUUGUCGCCGUGGGACGAGUAUGUGUGCCCAGGGGAGAGCGGCGUCCCAUGCGUAUUUCCUCAGGUGCGUCAGUGGCAAUUACAUACAUUUUAGCUGUCCGCCGGGCACCGGUGUGUAUUAAGAGCAAGGGCAGCAG
This is a messenger RNA of Linderina pennispora, 483 nucleotides long. RefSeq lists its product as uncharacterized. Lineage: Eukaryota; Fungi; Kickxellomycota; Kickxellomycetes; Kickxellales; Kickxellaceae. The transcript has a single exon. Bases 78 to 440 code for a protein of 120 amino acids. The record is from RefSeq and is a predicted model, not a curated record.